AAUGCAGGGCAUGUGAGCAUCUCUAAAGUUAAAUCUGAUUUUUUUGCAGCAAAUCUUUAGAAAUCAUGGAAAAUGGUCAGAAAUGGGGGUGAAGGGUGAUGGGAGACCAGGGUACGGAGCCCAAAAUCAGAUAAUUCCUGCAAAAUAAGGGCAAGUUGACAACUCUGCCCCCACCCUUUGCAGAGCUUCAUCACUUUGGGCCCCUGACUAGAUUUUCCCUCUGUGGGGGAUCCUAUUUAUUACUUUCUACUUCACUGGAUUUCAAUGCCUCAGGUUUGUAAUAUUGCUCUUUAUUUUGGCGUUCAAUGAAUCUAUUGUUCAGGAGUUGCUGGGAGUUGUGGCCUGUGACAAGUAACAAAUGAACAGUGUUCUGAGGGAACAAGUAAUGUUUUAAGUAACAACCACCAAAAUGAUGUCUCACACUGCUCCUCCCCUGUGGUUUCUGUGUGAGGAGACACAGCUAAUGAUUGGCUGAACCUGUCAUGUGACACCAAGCGAUGGAAAGAAACGAAACUUGGUACUAUAACACUUUUUAUCACAGGCAGGAGGAAGAAGGCAGCACAGAAAUUGGCCGCACUUUCAAAACAAAGAGUCUCGGUCUCACUUGUGCCCGGCGUUGGGCAUGUGCCCCUGUAGCUGACACUCUGAAUGGAGGCCGCAGUUUCUUCUCUAUGUCCAGUCGACAAGCAGGAAUGACAUUUCAAGCCCAAGUACCUCACUAUCAGUAUUAAACAAAAGUUCCUCAUCACCCAAUAUGCAAAACCAUACUCAAAAUAACCACGUUAAAACAAUACCAAGCCCUACAAUCCAAAGUCCACCAUCAGUCACUGCCAGUACUAAUUCACAGAAUGGAAGUUAUACAUGUCCACAACAGCUGCCACCGGCCCCCACAAACAAUAAGCAACAGCAAAACCGCUCCACUCAGGAACCAAAUGUUCAAGCAAACCUUCAAACCAUCAGCAAUUCAAGCAGACAAGCUAAAUCAAUUCCCCCAAAUCCAACUACAAAUAUUCCAUCUCCUAAGACUAACAAUAGAAGUGCUGAGCAAAUCCCCAAUGCAGCAGGCAAGCCUCCAUCCAACAGUGGUCAAAAACAAGAUAAAAAACCUUUCAAGAGUGUUUCAAAUCCCAUUUCCAUUAUUAAAGUAAAACCCAUGCCGUCAAAUCAAUUGAUAGCAAGCGUUGCUCCCUCAUUGCCAUUUUCCAGCUCUGUAAGUUAUGCAGUGGUUUGUGCAAGGAAUCUCCCAGGAAUCUACCAAGCCAAUCAAGCUACUCAGAGGGUCAUACAAAGCCCUAUAUUUAACCUGAACUAUCACGCACAAGUGGCUCCACCUGCGCAGGUGGCACAUUCCAGAUCCAGAACAGAAUCUCGGAGCGCAGUGCCAGUUGAAACAUUAAGAGAGAACCUCAGCAACAUCAUGAAACGGCACAAUAGUGGAAUACCGAUCUUUAAGUUGCAGAAGGUUUACCUUUUUAAAUUCGGAAAACCACUUUCCCCUAAUGGAUAUCCCUCACUCAGGCACUUCUUAGUAGGAAUGAGAGAUGUAGUUCAGAUAAAAGGUGUGGGUGUCCAAACACUGGUAUUUCCAGUGUCUUCUGAAAUGAUUUCAUCAGCCGUGAAAGAGCAACAUGAUUCCUACCUAGUACACAAGAAUAAGUCUUUGCACAAUGAGAAAAUGCUGCCUACUUCAGGUCCCAUGAGCUUACAUAGACAAGAGCCAUAUAUUGCUGAAGAACCUCAGAAUGCGACUGUUGAACAGACAGGUGCUCCUAUGGCCACAGCGAGGGAUCCCCAUUUAUUAUCGAUUUUGACUGUCUCACACUUACUCUUAGGCAAAAAGGGAGAACAGAAAUGUCCCAAAGAAGAGGGCAAUCGUAAUAUAAACAAAAAUGAUGUGAUCACUCAAGGCCAGCAAAUUGUUACAGAGUUCAGGGAUAAACACCGUCCAGAGGGAUCAGUACCAUCUGAGUUUCUUGAUAACAGUUCUCUACAUAAUCCAUCAGUUGUUCAUCCUGCCAUGGAAAACAGGACGGCUUCAAAAGUAGCUUCAGUAGAGUCCUCCAACCAUGGAAUUACACAGCAAUUAAAUCCAGAAUACCCUGCAGUCGCUUGCAAUAAUAUUUCAAAACAGUUGACAGAACAUUCAGAUCAGUUAUUCACCGUACACAAAGUUGAACUUGCACUCCCAUUGUCUUUAUCAAAGGAGCAAUUACACGAUGAAUCUCCUGAUACUCAAUCACACCAGAAUGACCGUGAGCCCUUUGUGAAUGAUCCGUCCAUGCUAAAAGAAUCUCCGCUUUUUCAAACUCCAGAAUUGUGUGAACCUCAGGGAUAUCAAAAUGUGUCACAGAAAAAAACGCAAAUAAAAAAUGAAUUACCAUUUUUCAAAGAUCAGCAACACAAACUUAUUUUACAUUCUUUGGGAUUCUCUGUGGUCAAACAAGAAACUGAUCAAGUAUCUACCAAAGAAAACAAUGAGCGUGAGCUGCCCUAUCAAAGCAUAUCUAGUUCUCUUAACCUACAAAUGGGACAUGAAUCUCAUCUGAACUCAGUACAUUAUAGAGAAAAGGACACUGAUAGAAUGGAACUCAAAACCUGCGUGCAAGAAGUUCUUCCAAGUUCUCCGUCACAACAGAAAACUCCUAAUGUUCAUGAAAGCAUGAUGUCUGAUCUGCUAACAUUAAACCUUCAAGAAAAUAUUCAUGACUUUCACAUGGACAAUUUUAAUAAGCAAACAGAAUGUAAAUAUUCAUCACAUCACAAAGAUUCAGAUUUGCCUAAGAUCUCUCUUCCAGGACAGGCUACAUUUUACCCUUUACAAUCACAAAUCCAAUUAUCAGGUUACAACACUUUCACUAUGGAAAAGCAAAUAAAAUCUUCUCCAGAAAUAAACCGUAAUGCAGACUAUUCAAAUACCGACAAUAGCGAGAAGCAACAUUUUAAUUCCCCUAUUAAUAAAGAUCAGAAAAAGGACAAUGUGCUUGCAAAUAAAGAAAUAGAUGGAAAACAAUCACUGUUAUCUCAGAUACACCAAACCCCAUGUACUCAGUCUUUGAACAAGCAAGUGCAUGAUCCACGAAACAUAAAAGCAAAUGGAGAUAAUAUUUCUACAUCUUUACCUGCCAAUAUAUUUAAGAAUCAUUGGUCAUCAGAAUCCCCAAUUUCAAAAACACAUCAGAUAUGCCAUACUACAUUUAACAACAAAUCCCAUAGGGAAGAAGAAUCUCCUACAUUGCAGACAUAUCAAAUGGAGACAAAUCUUAUUAUUACUGAUAAAUUUACAGUUUGUCCCAUUGUAUGUUCAAAUACAAGCCAGCAAGUCUGCAAACUCAAUGGAAACACUGUCCAGACACUAACGAGUACUUCCGUUGUCAAAAAGAAGCCUAGAAGAAAAAAAUCAAGGGCACUCCAAAAAGCAGAGAAGGUGCCAGCUGAUGCUUCUGAAUCAUCAAGUUGUCCACCUCCUUAUAAUGGAUCUAUUGCCUGUAAAAUAGACAAGCCUGAAUCAACUAUAUCAUCUUAUGAUAAACACCACAGUAGGUCUCCACCUGUGGUCAACAAUAAUGCAAGUAUAAUGGCCACUGAAAAAGCACAGGAUCAGUUUAUGACAUCCUGUACCAAAGACCUUACAGCUUGGUCCAUUGUAUGUUCAAAGACAAACAAGCAAGUCAGAAAACUCAAUGGAAACACUAUUGAAAGAGUUAUUGAGUCUCACACUGAACAGAAAAACCAGGAAAUUAGUAUUUGCCUUGUCAAAAAGAAGCCCAGAAGAAAAAGAUCAAGGGCAAUCAAAAAAGCAGUUGAGGUGCCACUUGAUGCUCCUCAAUCAUCAAGUUGUCCACCUCCUUAUAAUGGGUCUAUUGCCUGUAAAAUAGACAAGCCUGAAUCAACCAUAUCUUCUUCUGAUAAACACCACAGUAUGUCUCCACUUGUGGGCAACAAUAAUGCAAGCAUAAUGACUAUUGAAAAAGCACAGGAUCAGUUUAUGACAUCCUGUACCAAAAACCUUACAGCUUGGUCCAUUGUAUGUAAAAAGACAAACCGGAAAGUCAGCAAACUUAAUGGAAAUACUAUUGAAAGAGUUAUUGAGUCUCACUUUGUACAGAAAAAACAGGAAAUUAGUACUUCCAUUGUCAAAAAGAAGCCCAGAAGAAAAAGAUCAAGGGCACUCCAAAAAGCAGAUGAGGUGCCAGUUGAUGCGCCUCAUUCAUCAAGUUGUCCACUUCCUUUUAAUGGAUCUAUUGCCUGUAGAAUAGACAAGCCUGAAUCAACUAUAUCUUCUUCUGAUAAACACCACAGUAGGUCUCCACCUGUGGGCCACAAUAAUGCAAGCAUAAUGAACUAUGAAAAACCACAGGAUCAGUUUAUGACAUCCUGCACAGAAGAAACUCCACCUUCAUCUGGUUUUGCUUUCCAGAAAAUGCAUAUGGAGGCCAAGAAUUUAAAUAUUAAUAUACUCCAGCAAACUCAAUAUACUAAGCCUUUGGACUUUGGUGGAAAAAACAAGCAAGCGGAUGAUCCACUAAAUAAGAGAGCAUCUAGAGAAACAUAUCUUUCAUAUUUAGCUGAUUCCAAUAGAGAUACGAAUAAUGGGUCAUCAGAAUCCACAACUUUAGAAACACACCAAACAAACCGUGAUAUAUGUACCAACAAAAUACCUGAGGAAAAAGGAUCUCCUUCUUCAGAGUCGGAUCAGGGAAAGAAAAAACUCAGUACUACUGAUACAAUGGCACAAACUGUAUAUUUAUGUUCAGAAACAAACCAGCAAAUCAGCAAACUGACUGCAAAUAAAAGUCAGGAAAUGAAUAGUUCCAUUGUCAAGAAGAAGUCUAGAAAAACAAAAUCUCUGUCUUCACCAGCAUGCCAAAAAACUAAAGGCGUCCUAGGCAGUGCCCCUCAAUCAUUACAUUGUCCAGCUUCUCAUCAUAAUGGACUUAUUUCCAAGGCUGAAUCUACUGUGUCAUACUCUAAGGUGCACCAAGUUGUUUCCCAAGAUUUCUGCAACCAUAAAGCAAACACUUCGACAUUGGCAAAAACACACUUUCUCACUCCAAUUGAUCCUACAGAAAAAGAUGGAUCAACAUGGCAGAAUCCCAAAGAUUCCUCUAAAUCAUGGUGUUCUAUUCUUUGAUUUGAAAGUCAGUUGUAGGUACUAAACGUUCAGGUAUCCAAAAGAAAACAUAAAAAAGAAACAACAAACAACCAGCAUAUACAGUAUGCCUGUAUGUUUCGUUCAUGAUACAGUAAGACACAAGAUGAAAGAAAUAGUGAAGAUUUACCUCCAUAUUCUGUUGAUUGGUUGAGCUCAGAUUUCACUGAUUUAGAGGCAGUAAUAUUUAUACAGAAAGAGUUGAAAAUUUUGUACAGACAGAAAACAUAAAAUCCAACAAUUCCUUUUUGUUGAGUUGAUUAAGGAGGUAAAAUAUAUAUUUUUAUUUGUUUUUUUAUUUUUUGUGUACGGAUUUUUUUAUCAUGUUUUGGCUGCAAACCCCACUUUUUUUAUCUAAUAUUUGGACAAGGAACAAGCAUUUAUAACCUAAAACAUAUAUAUAUAUA
Xenopus laevis (African clawed frog) is the source of this 5556-nucleotide messenger RNA. RefSeq lists its product as uncharacterized. The record is from RefSeq and is a predicted model, not a curated record. The transcript is spliced from 3 exons. Bases 755 to 5131 code for a protein of 1458 amino acids. NCBI's taxonomy places the organism in Eukaryota, Metazoa, Chordata, Amphibia, Anura, Pipidae.